Sinocyclocheilus anshuiensis is the source of this 3561-nucleotide messenger RNA. RefSeq names its product TSC22 domain family protein 2. Gene Ontology annotation, biological process: regulation of transcription by RNA polymerase II. The record is from RefSeq and is a predicted model, not a curated record. Bases 530 to 2410 code for a protein of 626 amino acids. NCBI's taxonomy places the organism in Eukaryota, Metazoa, Chordata, Actinopteri, Cypriniformes, Cyprinidae. The transcript has 3 exons.
GUUUCCCAGCAUGCAUCGCGAAUUUAUAUAGCCAUCUUGUCGGGAAGUGAAAUUUUUAGAUUUUCUGUUACCGAAGUCUGCAAGUUAGUUGGCUAUAAACUUUAAUGUCAAACCGUUUUCGUAGUUGUUUUGUUAGUACGCCCGAAUCUAGUCGCCGGGUGUCGUGACGUUUUAGGCGGUGUUUCUCAGCGCUCGUUCAGGAUGUGUUUGGUACUUAUAUGUAGGUAGAGAAGCGAGAGGCAGCAGGGGGAGUGAACGCAGCCGAAUCUACGACAGCGGCCUUACCGAGCUCUGAUCACCAGCAUAUGAGGAUAAAUUAAUAACCGACAUCUCGCACACACCGCUCGCGGAGGUUGUUUUCGUCCGCUGUUCACGCGUCGAAAAUGCAACAGGAGAGAAGAGGAAGACGGAUAACGCACGACCGUCGCGGAAAACUGUGAAAUUUGGGGUCCGGUGCCGCAACAAUUUGCUGUUUUGUGAAGUGAGCAGCGUCUUUAAGUUGUCUUGGUGUCAUUAAAAGCUGUUAAGCAUGUCUAAGAUGCCGGCUAAGAAGAAGAGUUGCUUUCAGAUCACGAGUGUGACUCAGGCUCAAGUCGCGGCCAACAACGCGACCGACGACACCGAGAGCCAGGAUGACCCGGAUGAGACCCGGACAGAGGACGUGUCCUCCGAGAUAUUUGACAGGUCCAGGACUGACUAUGGGCCUGAGGUAUGUGACAGGAGCUCCUCAGAGGAGACUUUGAAUAAUGUGGGUGAAUCAGAGGGGCAGUUGCCCGCUGCCGCCCCUCUGAACGGCGGGUUUAGCCCACGCAACCAGGGUCACCAGGGCAUCCAGGCCUCUAGUACUCAAGCAGCGGGUACGACUCAGCCUGCGCAAGUCAUCAGUUCAUCAAGCGCGACGACUGUAACCAGCUGCAGUUCUCGCUUUAGGGUCAUUAAGCUUGACCACGGCACCGGAGAGCCUUUCAGGAGGGGCCGGUGGACCUGUAUGGAGUAUUACGAGAAGGACCCUGAGGGCUCUGUGAUGAGCAGGACUGUGGAUCGUAUAAGGCACACCAAUGUGACAGAGCCUGGAGCGGAUAGAGACAGUGGGCUCGGGGCCACCGUCGGGUCAGUUAUGGCUCAGGUGGCGCUUGAUGUAAGUUCCGACGGGUCAUCUUUCACCGGCCCGCCGCAUAAUCUAGAACUGCACACGCACAGCUUCAGUGUGGCCCUGCAGCAGGUCACGUCGGGGUCUGGGUCACCAGAGUCCUUUAGUAAUAAGCCAGUUCCGGGCAGCUCUCAUGUCGCUAUCCCUCACGGUCUCCACGAUGGAGGACACCCUGGCACCCACCUUCAGAAAUCUCCCAGCAUCCCUCCUCCUCAAGUGCAGCCGCUGCUUUAUCAACCCCAGCCUAUUACGCACCAACUGCAAAGCCAGCCAGCUCUGAUAUCAACAAGUCAGCCUGAUUACGGCCUGCACAACAUGCCGAUUACAGUCACCCAGACUCUCCCUGGGGUGAGCCUUUCCGUCGGACAUGCCUUCAGUCAGGGGUCGUCCCCCCUUCCGACCCUGGCCACAGGAGUGGUGCAAGUCCUGGGUACAGUAGAAAUGUCUGGAGUCCCUGGAGGUGUUCCCUUAGGGAGCCAGCCGGUGCCAUCUGUCCCAAAUCUGGUGCAGCAUCCUGCGGUGGGGCUGUUGAGCAGCAUCGUCCCUAUGGCGUCCAUUCAGCAGCAAACGGUGGCACAAUACCAGGCCUCAGGAGUAAUGCAUGGUUUAUCGACAACUCCGCAAAGCACUCCGAGCUUGCCCGUAGCAGUUGGUGGCAUGCCGGCCUCAAGUGUGCCAGAAUCUGCUACAGUACCCAAUACUUCUGCACACAGCCAUGCAUCCCAGGUUCCCCGCAAUGGGGUGGCAGCGGGCAUGGGCACCAGCGUCUUCAGUCAGACGGAUGAGAGUCGGAGGAUGUCUGAUGCGUCUGCGCAGGUUCACAGUAAAGACAUGGUCAAGCCCUUAAUCACAGAAGGCCUGCAGUUGCCCAACCCGGUUGUCAACAGUCUUUUCGGAAUACCCAUUCCCAUUGAUGGGGAGGAGGACAGUGCCUCUGGAGCAAGUGUGGUUGCCAUUGAUAAUAAAAUAGAGCAAGCAAUGGAUUUAGUGAAAAGCCAUCUGAUGUAUGCUGUGCGGGAGGAGGUGGAGGUGUUGAAGGAGCAAAUCAAGGAGCUCUACGAGAGAAACUCUGUGCUGGAGCGAGAGAACGCAGUGCUCAAAUCUCUGGCCAACAGCGAGCAGCUCUCUCAGCUCACCGUCCAAUCCAACUCCAACCCGGGCCAAGCCCAGCCCCAACCUCAGCCUUACCUUCAGCUGGACGUCAACGAGACCGUGGACUCCCUGCCACGAGAAUCACAGCCCAGCGUCACCUCCGCCUGAAGCCUGUGCGAACGACGCAUGUAUCAUCACAACAGCAGAAAACCCAUCUCGUUCGCAUGCUGUCCGCCAUCGCGACGGAUGACCGAAACGAGAGGCGGUUUCUGCUCGGCCGCAACACGCUGGCAUUCCUGCGGACUCGAUUGGGGUCCCGUUUGGCCCCUUCCCCCCGGAUGAGGUGGAGAGUUUGUGAAGAGAGUUAUUUUUUUAAUAAAGAGAAUCCAGCCAUGAAAAGAGUGUAUUUUUUAGUGUUGCAGUUUUCAUGUGAGAAGCCAGAGUCUAUUUUCAGAGCCACCGCACUUCGUGAUUUUGAUUCACCAGCCAGUUCAAUUGUACUGUUUGUUAUUUAUUAUAGGGCUGCUAUUUUCAGAGAGGAACAAUGUCUACAGAACCUUUCAAUCCGACAGCAACUGGUCAUCAAAUCGAGCAGCAGUCUUACUAUAUCAAUCAUCAAUGCAAGCGUAGCAGUGGGUGGAGUGUAAACACUAAAAGCAACGUUCCUCUGUGGAUUAAGAAUGUGAACCUGGCGUUGAAUGUACAUUUUGUAUAGUGUAAAGAUAAAGAGCGUAACAAGUUUGUACAGGUUUGUGGGCGAAGAUCUAAACGGAAUCCUCGAUGAAGAAAGCUUCAGUUCUGUUGCUAGUAGGAUGUUGGAAAAAGAAGUCAGUUGCCAUAUUCUCCUGCCCGCUACCCUGACGUCUCGUAUGUUUCUGGGGUCGGGAAGGGGAUUUAAAAGAAAGAAAAAAACUGAAGUUGUUCAACCUACUUUGUAACCAAAGAUGCAAAGCUGUGUAAUUCAUUCUUUUUUUUUCAUUAUGCACACUCUGUACAUUUUUUUUAAUUGUUCCUCACAACAAACUUUUUGUUGCUUUUAGGUAUGUUCUGCAUGAUCUGCAAAAGUCAAACCACUUUCUUACCUCAUUUGUAUUGGGCACUCAUAUUGUAAGCAGUCUGUGAAUAGUGUCAGCGGGGGAAGGAGAUAUGGAGGUGAUGGUGAGGAGAUAAAACAGACUAGUGUGUGACGCACUAGCCACAAAAAAUGAAGUGAGCCAUGUUUCAUUCAUUUAAAUGGUGUUUGAAUUUCAUAUGCCAAUAGUUUUGUUACAUUGCAAAUUUUAAUGUAUUUAAAUAAAUGCAAUAUUCAAAUUACAAAA